Molecule: messenger RNA, 2485 nt
Organism: Hymenoscyphus albidus
Lineage: Eukaryota; Fungi; Ascomycota; Leotiomycetes; Helotiales; Helotiaceae
Source: the annotation of a GenBank genome assembly
AUGUCUCCAAGAUAUCAACGGGAUGACAAUCACGAACCCAAUCAUUACAGAUACACACCAUACUACCUUCGCAGCCCAAACCACGAAAAUAGAUCAAGUCAGGCAACAAAUCCUGUCCUAGCGAUACGACCCCAUUCCCCUUUGAGAACGAUGUCACCCACAGAUGAAAUGCUAAAUCGACUUCAACACGAACGCAAUCCAUUAGCACCACACCUAUCACUCCCAAUCCCAAGAGCUUCAACUCCGGACUCUCUCCAGUCCAGUACCCAUGCACACCCACCUCGCCCACCUCGAUAUUCAGAAAUCCCUGAGGAACCUCCCACAAGACUGACCUCUCCAUUAAGCACUCGUUUACAUCGAAUGCUUGAAUUAUUCGAACGACUGCAUGGUGCACGAGAACUCUGGCAUGAGGUUCGGGGAUCGUUUGCUGAAAUUUGGGAAAGUACACGAAUGGAGAUGCAGGUUGAUGGGUGUCUUGAGGGCUUUGAGGGUGAGUUGUUGGCUGUUGAGACGCAGUUGGGUAGGAAUAGGGAGGUGGGUGAACCUGUCGGAAAUAUUCAGUCUGGAGGACCUGUGAGGUUGGGGAGAGUCGUUGAAGGCGAGAGAAGUCGAGAACCAUCCACAUUGGAGCGGAUAGUCGCCGAGAGGGCGAGGCAAAGAACGUUGGCAGCUGAAAGAGCCCAAAACCGACAUCUGGAUACUCCCAGGGACUGCUCAGAGCACCAAUACAGACUAAGAACCCUCGAAUUAGCACAAUCUGAAGUGCCGGAUAUUAGUUUGGAUGCCCAACCAAGCACAGCAGUACUAUUGGCGUCAGAUUUGCAGCCUGGAGGAAGACUUACAUGGGGACGCUACGUUUACGAUCGCGUUUGCCUUAUGGAAGCUCAGAAGUUCUUGGAUACAAUAGAAUGGACAGCCUUUACCGACGAUGAGCUCUUCGCACUUCGCAAGAAGCAUUUGAAUCUCAUGUUUCCAGAAGAAACCAUUGAUAGUAUAGAGAGCUAUGUAAAUUGGCCCGCCUUCACUUCCACUCCAGAAAUUUGAGCUCAUUACAUUAUCAAAGGAAGGCUAAUUAAUGAUCUCAAUAGGAACGUUGUGACAAAAGAAGGACCGAUGAGAUACGACUCCGACCUGCUAUUGAAAGAUUCUUUCUCGCAGAAAUGCAGCGUGUUGCUCAAUUCUUCGUACACUUCUUUACCGGAGAAGAAGGUGAGAAAGGGUUGGAAAACAUAGUUAAGGAAGCGAGAGAAGAAGUGCUCGCUACGCUCGAACCCCGUGAUGAAGACACAACAAAGUCAUUCAAAAUUCGUCAGCAUGAGCGCGUACUCGAGAUUUGCCAUAGGGAAAUGGCCAAAGUUGUUCAUUAUGUCAAUCAACUUGACAUGCGAAGGCAAGGCGAUUAUUUGAUCUGUAGGUUGAGGCUAGAUUCCUGCUAUCGAUUGAUUUCAAAAGGGAGAGGGAGGGCAACCUACAUGUAUAUCUUUCAGCGGUGCCUGAAGCUUUUGUUUCCACGCCAGACCUGGGAUACCGAGGUGCAAGUGGUAAGUGAACUGUUUUCACUGCUUGACGUUUGUUUUUGAUAUGGUUGCUUUAACACUCCUUCCCGGAUUGAAAAAUUAUUCCAUGUGGAUUAUUUCGCCGUAAUUGAUAUUGAGUUUACUGACAUGUUUCCUUCUUAUAGGCGAGCGGCAUGAAGCAAUUGAGAGAUCUUGAGACGCAGAUGAAGAAGAGAGAUCGAAUUCAUGCAGCCCUAGGCCGACAUGUUCUACAAAAAGCUCAUGACCAAUUUCGUGGACGAACUGAUGCCUUACUGCGCACGUUUCCGGUAGGUCUUUCCCAAAGCCUUCCUUGUUUUGCGGAUUGGUUGGGAAAGUCUGGGGCACCUGUUACCCUCCUGAUACUCUUCCAAUUCGGGCUUCCGUCUAGCAAACUCUGGUUAUUGUUGAAGUGACAAUACUGACUCUCGGACAUUCCGCAGAAUAUUUUCUAUCGAGUUGAUGUUCCUGAAGAAGAGAUGGAAUUGUAUUGGGUUUUGCAUCCUGCUUUGGUAUCUUUCCCUCCCGGUGUAUGGAAGAGCCUCUGCUUAUUUGCUAUCGUAGCCAUCGAACCUGAGAGUACAACGAGACCCUGUGCAUAGUUUGAAAAAGGUAUUUUGUUUUCAGAGUAAAGUUGAUUGAGUCUUCCUAACUUGAAUCGUAGUUUGCCAAGAAGCAGGUGUAUAGUAUCUGUCGUAUCUUCAUCUUGGAACCUCGCGAUAUCGCAGAUCGAGAUGGGUAUUGGAAUGCGGCCGAAUGAUUCUAGCGACAAGGAAACCCCAACGUCUUUUGCGCAUAUGAGAAGUUCCUCUAGCUCUCGCCAAUGUUGGAUCAUGGAAAGGGGGUCGGUUGCAAGAUAAGUUUGACAUUCAUGUGUAAUCCUUUGUAGACGUUGUUUGUUAGCUGGUGUAUCAUUACUCGGUGGAUUUGGAAGCGCAAGCAACCUUUGG